This is a messenger RNA of Owenia fusiformis, 1998 nucleotides long. Lineage: Eukaryota; Metazoa; Annelida; Polychaeta; Sabellida; Oweniidae. The record is from the annotation of a GenBank genome assembly.
AAGUAUAUUUGUAUAUUAAUAUAUAAAUGUCAGUAUGAUAUCAGUAUUGAUAUAUCUUUGGAGCAUCCUUAACAGCUACAAAAUUCAAAAUCACUAUGUCAAAUUUUUCAGAUUUUGCACAUCGUGUAUCUCAUUCUUUGCAGCCAGUGUCCUGUUAUCAAGUUUUCAUAACUUUAUCUUUAUCAGUAUUUAAUGAAUAUUGUCCUAAGUUGACUUAUAAAGUCUUAGAGGUGCACUUUUCCAAUUGACAUUAUAGAUUCUCGUAGGAGUCCAAGGAUUAUCCAACCUGUAACUAUUACAUAACUUAAAGUUCUUCCUUUUGCAAAUAUCCUUCUAAGUUCAAUAAAGUAUAUUGAACAGCCCCCCAAAAAACAUCAAACCCCUGUAUAUUUAAUAGGAACAUUGAGCCAAUUCUGGGUACUUUGCACGGGACUGUACCUUCAUCACCCAUUGAUAAAUCUAGCAAUGGAUUACCACAUUCACCUGAGAGAUCUUCCUGUGACAAAUACAUGUUAAAUAUGUCAAUACAAAGUUAAUGGUAGUAAAUACAUAGGUAAUCACGGUUGAUCAUUAAUCCAUGUGUUGUGAUCAUGUAAUAUUUCCUCUUUUCUUAAUGUGUGACGUCAAGGACAUAUAGAUCCUUCAGUGGAUGUAGUGUGUUUAAUGGCGUAAAUGGUGGGGCGGGGGGUGCAAUCAAAUGUAGGUAAAAUUUUAUGUCAUGUGUUGAUAAAAAUCUUUUAAAAAAAUUUGGAUUGAAUUAUGAUUUAUCAUAUAUAAAUAAAUUAUUUGUCAAAUAAACUAUAUGUUAGCCAAACUUAACAAUGGUCUGAAAAAAUGAAGCCAUUUUUUCAGGAUGAAUGUCAAAACUUCCUCAAUUUUAAAUGAAAUGAAAUUACUCAACUCAAAAUGUCAAAAUAACUGUGAAAGUUUGAAAGAACUUAAUGUGUCAAAGAAUCUUAAAAUUAAUCCCUACUCAUUUUGCCACUCUAAAAAAUAAAAUUCACCUUUCUAAAUUAUACUUCAAUUAAAUUAUUAAUAACAUUUGAAAUAAACAACAAUUCAAUUUUUUUUUAUCUAUUUAUAUUUUAUAAUACCUUGAAAUUAUGUUAAACUAGCUAACAAAUAGAUACUAUUCAAGAAAAGAGUUUCUUCAUAAACAUCAAAAUAAACAAGUAUUGAUGAAAAAACAUUAUUAUAAACAAUGGAUUAUAGAAGUAAGAAUUCUACAAACUUGCACCAGGAAGUAAAGGAUCCCAAAUAAGACCUUUUUUAUUUAUUUAAUACCCUUAUAUAUCCUUACAAUCCAACAUCCUGUUAUGAUACCAUAUUUGGGUAUAAAAUACAGAAUGUAUAUUUUAAACCACACUCUAGAAAAUGAAUUCAAAGAGAACACAAAUACAAAUUAUGAGAGCAGUGAUACCACGGUACAGAAUUGUUUCUAAUAUUUCAGAUUUAGAUGACGUUUUCGACGAAGACAAUGGCGAAACUGAUAUAGAUAUUUUUGAUGAUCAUCACAUUGGUGAUUCACACCAAAAUGACCAAAAUGAUCAGUCAAGUAGGUGUCAUUCAUUUGUAAAUGAUGCCAAUUUGACAAGCAGAACAUAUUCUUUUGACAGUACGGAUUUGACCAAUAAACUGAUAUUUGACCUUGACCCACGGGUGAGAUCGUUCAGCUGUGACCUUGACCAUUAUGGUAAAGGUCACAAUAUGGACAGCAUUGCGGCUAUUAAACAAAAUACACAUAACUUGAUUGACCUUGCUGAUAAAAUGGUAUGGUCUUUAGACCUAUCAGAAAUACAUUCUCUGAGUAAACAAAGUGUUGACGAUAAAAAUGACAUUGCCAAAGAUAAUGACAAACUUGCCAAUGACUUCAAGAAAUAUGAAAUAUUAGAAACAAUUUCUGGAUUUAAUAGUCACCAUGGUAACCAGGAAACAAGCAUAUGGAACACAAUUUCAACUGACAUAUCACAUGACAUGUCACAUGACACAUACAGGUAA